CUUCGAGUGUAUGCUUUAGUAGUUUUCUUACUGUCAACAAGUCAACAUUUAAGUUUUACAUACCUUUGAGUGACUAUCUGAAACGAUCGCUUCUGGCCAACCAUUGCGACUAUGGCGGAUUCGAAUGAAGACGAAACAAAUGAAAUACCUUCCAAAGUUAUGGCAUCGGUCAACACACUUUUGGAUUUAAAAUUCGGCAAUAAAAACUACACAUACAAAAUCGAGCUUGUGGGCAAAAAAGGUGACAAUUACAUGGGCAUUGUAUAUCGCAUUGAUGUGUGCGCAACUAACCUGGAAAAAAGAAACAUGAAACUUAUUCUUAAAGUGCCGCCCCAAAAUCCAUUGAGAAGAAACCAAUUUUUUGCCAGACCAGGAUUUCUGAGGGAAGCUCUAGCCUACGAUCAUUUUCUCCCCCUUGCCUAUGAAUUCCAAACAGCCAAAGAUCUUAAAGCUUGUUCAAUAUUUUGUGAAUAUCCCAAAUGUCAUUUUACCAUGACCGAAGAGUUUAAUGAAGCCAUUUGUAUGAAUGAUUUGCAAGAAACCGGCUAUUACAUGCAUGACCGAUUUGAAGCCUUGACCUACGAACAUGUAGCCUUGGUAAUGGUCAUCUAUGGGAAAUUACAUGCAACUUCACUUGCAAUGAAAGAUCAAACUCCCGAAAAACUAACGACUUUAAAGCAGAUUGUCGAUAUCUUUGUCCAAAGAAAGGAUGAUCCCCAGUUAAAUGACUACUUCGAAAGCCUCAAGAAAAGUGCCUUAGGAAGCCUCGACCGAAAGAGGGAUAGUGAUUAUUGGUGUAAAUUGACUUCCUACUUCCAACAAGGCACAUUUUAUGAACUAAUGUUAAAAUUAUUGCAUGUCAACGGUAGUGAACCAUAUGCGGUUGUGUGUCAUGGCGAUUGUUGGAUAAACAACAUCUUGUUUAAAUAUGAAAAUGGAAAAGUGGCAGAUGCCUGUUUACUUGACUGGCAGAUUAUGAGAUAUGGUUCGCCAAUUAUUGAUUUAAUGUAUUUUUUAAUGUCUUGCACAACGCAGGAAUUUCGGCACCAGCAUUUCAACGAAAUGAUAAAUAUAUACCACACCUCAGCAGCGGAACACAUAACAAAAUUGGGUUCGGACCCAAAGGUAUUGUAUCCUCGCCAAGAGUUGGAAAAACAAUUAAAAACGAAAGGAGCCAUAGGCCUACUUUUUGCCAUGAUUGUUUUGCCCAUACUGACAACCAAAAGCGAAGAUGUGCCCGACUUGGAAGAACUUAGUGAAAAGGUUUCAGCCGGAAAAUCAACAGAUGCCAUGGAAGCUGGAUUCGUAGGAGCCAAAUCGGCAAUAUUCAAUGAAAGAAUGAGAGGCAUUAUUUGCGAUACCAUAGAUUGGGGUCUUAUUUAAGGAUUUCGAAAACUUUAUCACACAUAUAAAGUGCAUUGUUUUUCUUAAAAUAUUUAUGCUCACCUUAAUAUCAGCUAUUAUGUUAUUGA
Molecule: messenger RNA, 1472 nt
Organism: Stomoxys calcitrans (stable fly)
Lineage: Eukaryota; Metazoa; Arthropoda; Insecta; Diptera; Muscidae
Gene: pkm
Exons: 5
Coding region: 112-1383 (423 amino acids)
Source: RefSeq, a predicted model, not a curated record